Molecule: messenger RNA, 1594 nt
Organism: Nicrophorus vespilloides
Lineage: Eukaryota; Metazoa; Arthropoda; Insecta; Coleoptera; Silphidae
Gene: Btd
Product: transcription factor btd-like
Exons: 3
Coding region: 644-1492 (282 amino acids)
Biological process (GO): regulation of transcription by RNA polymerase II
Molecular function (GO): DNA-binding transcription factor activity, RNA polymerase II-specific; RNA polymerase II cis-regulatory region sequence-specific DNA binding
Source: RefSeq, a predicted model, not a curated record
AUCAAAUAUUAUUACUUUCUUGUAAGUAAUUAAUAUUUUGAUUGUAAUUACGUGUUUUAUAAUGUGAUAAUAAAUGGUAGACAAUCUAUAUGAGGUAAUGGUUUCUUUUUUAAGAGCUUUGUUUUUGUAUUAUCAUCUGGAUAGAAUGCAUGAAUUGUUGUUGUGUAUCGGUCGAUUGGGUAAUGGAUAUUGAGAGUGGAAUUGGGUGUAAACGAAGGUGAUAAUAAGAGCAGAAGAUGGUGAUCAGAUCGAGGAGACGAAGUGUGAUGCAAUAAUGAAAGUGUGCGGGGAUUUCGGUCAAGCAUUUGGUACCAUAAUGAUGGUUAUUGGCAAAAGGCGUUUUGUCGCAUCUCGUGAUUAAAGUCCCCAGGCUUCGGCCAAGAGAAGAGAGUGCGAGUGAGAUAAGCGAGAUAGAGAGAGAUGUACCAAAAGAGUGGCGGUACACCAUUCUGUGCGUUCGUUCGGUUCGGAUGGGUUUAGAUGAAGAGGGGAUGGGUACGUUUUUGACCCCAUGAAGCCCUUAGGGCCUACUUGGGUCACUUGUCGCGCAGACAUCGUGCGCAGUCCCGCCCCUAAACACAGUGAUCGUCAUCAUUUCAGCCUCCUAGAACUCAGUUAUUAGUUCACCGCUUAAGUGUCCGCAAUGAUGGCUUCUCCACAACUGCACCAUCAUCAUCAACAUCAACAUCUUCAGCACCACCAGCAGUACACGGCGAAUGCGCAAUCGCAGAUCUCAUCUCUAAAUCUAAGGAUGUACCAUCAUCAUCAACCAUACGCGCAUCCGCAAGUCUCACCGGCUUCGACGACUUCAUGCAGCAGCGAUGGAUACGUUCCCCAGGUGCCACUGGAGGCGCGUUCCCCUCUGGAAUACUCACCGCAUUACCAGAACCCGUAUGGUCACAACCAGUACUGGUUUCAGCAUUCGCCGCCCCCAGCGGAUACCGCCACAAGUGGUUUUCAGCCGCAAACGCCGGCGAACGUGCAGAGCCAAUACCAGUGGUCGACGCAAAACCCGUACGUGCCCUUCACAUAUCAACCAAUCAUCAAACCGGAGACGAACGGUACGAGAAAGCCGUCCGCGAAGAAAACGCACAUCUGUCAUUAUCCCGGAUGUGAGAAGGUGUACGGAAAAACGUCGCACCUACAAGCUCAUCUCAGAUGGCACACGGGAGAAAGACCGUUCGUCUGCAACUGGUUGUUCUGCGGGAAGCGGUUCACUAGGUCUGAUGAGCUUCAAAGGCAUCUUCGAACGCAUACGGGAGAGAAGCGCUUCGCAUGCCCUACCUGCAGCAAACGCUUCAUGCGAUCCGACCACUUAGCGAAGCACGUGAAGACCCACAAGAACGCCAAACCGGAGAAGAAACCAGUGAAAAGUGAACAUUCGGAAGCGCAACAACCCACCUUCCUCACAACAAUAGCAGCGACGCAAAUCCCUCAACCCUAUCACUAUCCCGUCCCAAUGUACUACAACCUCCAGCAACCGGAACAGUGAUACGAUCCGACAAUCGAAAUAAAAAACCCAAGUGCCAUUAAUCUGUAUAGAAUUGUAUAUAUUUGUACCAUAAGAGUUAAUAAAUCGUUUAUAUUAUUAUAA